CGUUGCCCUGACAACAUCGCCAUAGUAUCCGUAGACGCUUCAGAGUGAAGCAUUGUGGGUAACACACACAACCGUUCAACUCGAAGAUGUUCUGAGAAGAAACUCCAAGUUUAAGUGAUUAAAUGAGACAAAUAUGAAGAGUGUUUUCAUCCUCGCUGACAAAGCCUGGGUGGGUUCUGGCCUGCUCUACAAGUGGCAGAAAUCCCUUGGUAAUUACAUCGCUGUUGCAGGGCAGGACAACACAGUGAAAAUAUUUGAUCGACAUGGACACAAGUGGGCUGAGCUCAACCUCACGGGGCGCUGUGUUGGGAUGGACUGGGAUAAGGAUGGGGACAUUUUGGCAGUGAUAGCUGCAAAAUCCAGCUCCAUUUACCUCUGGGAUGCCAGUGGCAAUAAAACAUCCCAAAUAGAUAGCGGCAUGAGAGAUCAGAUGUCCUUCAUCUUGUGGUCAAAGACUGGCCCCCUGUUGGCAGUUGGGACAGUCAAAGGAAACCUGUUGAUCUAUAAUCAGCAGACUUCCCGCAAGAUCCCCGUGCUGGGUAAACACACCAAGAAGAUCACCUGUGGGUGCUGGAGUAGUCAGAAUCUUCUGGCUCUAGGAAGUGACGACAACACGCUAAGCAUCAGCAAUCAUGAGGGCGACACCGUCAGACAGACAACGCUGAGAGGUGAACCUGCAGAAAUUUACUUUUCUGUAAUGAAAACGGAUGAAAGGUCUUCACAAGGAGAGAGCACUGUGAGCGUGUCCGUGGAUAAGAGGAUAUUGAUGCUUUUCAAUUUCAACGACCCUGAGAACCCGAUAGAACUGGCCUUCGAGCGCCGCUAUGGAAACAUCGUGUCCUACCGCUGGUACGGUGAUGGGUAUAUACUCAUUGGAUUUUCCCAUGGAUACUUUGUGGUGAUUUCCACACACAUCAGGGAGAUAGGGCACGAGCUCUAUCAGGCUCACAAUCAUAAAGACAGUCUCAACAGUGUGGCCAUCUCACAAGCACUAAACAAGGCUGCGUCGUGUGGGGACAACAGUAUAAAGAUCCACGAGCUGUCUGAUCUUAAAGACAUCAGCCACAUAGUUCAACUGGACGACGAGACUAAAGGUCUGGAUCAGCUGAGCUGGACAGAUGACGGCCAGCUGUUGGCGGUGUCCACGCAGAAAGGGACACUCCAUGUGUUCCUGACCAAGCUGCCCAUCCUGGGUGACAGCUUCGGUACACGACUGGCUUACCUCACCUCCCUGCUGGAGGUCACCGUCUCCAACCAGGUGGAAGGGGAAAACCCUGUAGCCAUAGAAGUGGAAGUGGAGCCCACAUUCAUUGCAGUGGGACCAUAUCAUGUGGCAGUGGGCAUGAACAACAGAGCCUGGUUUUACGCCCUGGUAGAUCAAGAACCUGGUUAUCACAAGCUGAAGGACAUUGAGUAUUUGGGAACCAUAGCCAACAUGUGCCUCAACGCUGACUACGCUGCAGCUCUGUUUGAGGGAAAAGUUCAGCUCCACAUGAUUGAGGGUAAAGAUCAGGAGGAGAAGAAGCAGAUGAAGCUUUUUCCAGACGACGACAGAAAAGGUCGGAUCCUUUGUCACGCCCUCACCGCCGACUUCCUCUACUACGGCACUGAUUCAGGAAACGUGGUGUGUGUCUUGGUGGAGGACUGGGAGACGGUGAGCAGCUACAGUCACUCCGUUGGUGUGCGGAAAGUGUUCCCCGACCUGAACGGCACCCGGCUGGUGUUCAUUGACGAUAAGAAUGGCGGCUUCCUGUACUCUCCUGCAAACGCGACGGUUUCCUGCUUUGAGCUCCCGAACUUCUCUCCCACCAUCACAGGAGUGUUGUGGGACAACUGGCAUGCGGACAGAGGAGUGUUUGUAGCUUACGACGAGGAUAAGGUCUACACCUACGCCUUACAUAAAACUACUAUAUAUGGGCCCCAGGUGGUGUUGGUGGGCAGCACUGCACUCCUGUUUUCCCAGAAGCCUCUGCUCUUGUACAAUGGUGAGCUGACCUGUCAGACGACAAGCGGUAAAACCAGCGAAGUGGCUCUGAGCACGCACUCGUUCCUCAAGCACGCGACAGGCACGUCGACAAAUUCACCACCAGAGCUCAGCAAGCAGCUCGCACAGACUCUGAUGCUGAAAAGGUUCCACGAGGCCUGGGAUCUGUGUAAGUCCGCGGGCAGUGACGCAGACUGGGCAGAGCUGGGCAAAGCCUGUCUGGUCCACAUGGAGGUUGAACAGGCUAUUCAGGUUUACCGCAUGAGUGGGAACGUGGGAAUGGUGCUGUCCCUGCAGGGCAUCCAGGGUAUAGAGGACAUGAAUUUACUGGCGGGCCACUUGGCGAUGUUUCUUUGUGACUACAACUUGGCACAAGACCUUUAUCUUUCCUCCAACUGCCCAAUUGCUGCCCUGGAGAUGAGAAGAGAACUUUUGCACUGGGACAGCGCUCUUAUGUUAGCCAAGCGGCUAGCGGAAGAUCAGAUUCCCUUUAUAUCCAAAGAAUACGCGGUUCAUCUGGAGUUUAUAGGAGAUUAUGUCAACGCGUUGGCGCACUAUGAAAAAGGAAUGACCCGCAAUAAUAAGUUCCAGGACCACGACGAGGCGUGCCAGGCCGGCGUGGCCAGGAUGUCCAUCAGGAUGGGGGACAUCCGGAGAGGAGCCGCUCAGGCCAUUCAGCACCCGAGCAGACUCCUCAAAAAGGAAUGUGGAGCCAUACUGGAGAGCAUGAAGCAAUUCUCUGAAGCCGCUCAGCUCUAUGAAAAAGGGCAGUAUUAUGACAAGGCCGCUUCAGUCUACAUUCGCUGCAAAAACUGGGCGAAGGUGGGAGAGUUGCUCCCGAACGUCAGCUCUCCAAAGAUCCACCUGCAGUACGCGAAGGCCAAGGAGGCCGACGGGAAGUAUAAAGACGCAGCGCGGGCUUAUGAGAGCGCAAAAGACUGGGACAACGUGAUCCGUGUGCUGCUGGACCACCUCAACAACCCAGAGGACGCCGUUCGCAUCGUGAGGGAGACGCAGAGCAUUGAUGGAGCAAAGAUGGUCGCCAGGUUCUUCCUGCGCCUAAACGACUACGGCUCAGCCAUCCACUUCCUGGUUCUGUCUCAGUGCAACGACGAAGCCUUCCAGCUGGCACAGCAGCACGGGCAGAUGGAGGUCUACGCAGACAUCAUCGGCGCGGAGGCAACGCAGGAGGACUACCAGAGCAUCGCUCUCUACUUUGAGGGAGAGAAGAAACACCUGCAGGCUGGAAAGUUCUUUCAGAAGUGUGGGCAGUACAGCAGAGCCCUGAAGCACUUCCUGAAGUGUCCAAACACUGAGGACAACCUGGCAAUAGAGAUGGCCAUUGAGACGGUGGGCCAGGCCAAGGACACCUCUUUGACCAACCAGCUGAUAGAUUACCUGAUGGGAGAAAGUGACGGUAUGCCCAAGGAUGCAAAGUACCUGUUCCGCCUGUACAUGGCGCUGCAGCAGUACAGGGAGGCUGCUCGCACCGCCAUCAUCAUCGCCAGAGAGGAGCAGUGUGCAGGGAACUACCGUAACGCUCACGACGUGCUGUUCAGCAUGUACACCGAGCUCCAGGCUCAGAAGAUCAAGAUCCCCGCUGAGAUGGCCACUAAUCUGAUGAUACUUCACUCCUACCUGCUGGUGAAGAUCCACGUAAAGAGAGGGGACCACUUAAAAGGGGCGCGCAUGCUCAUCCGUGUCAGUAACAACAUCAGCAAAUUUCCUGCACAUGUCGUUCCCAUUCUGACGUCGGCAGUGAUCGAGUGUCACCGCGCCGGACUGAAGAACUCGGCCUUCAGCUUCGCUGCCAUGUUGAUGAGACCCGAGUACAGAAACGACAUCGACCCAAAGUACAGGAAGAAGAUCGAGGCGAUGGUUCGGCGUCCAGACACGUCGGAGCUGGAGGAAGAAACUACUCCGUGUCCCUUUUGUGGCUUCCAGCUGCCGCAGAACGAGCUGCUGUGCAUUUCCUGCAAGAACAACUUGCCCUACUGCAUCGCCACGGGCCGUCACAUGCUGAAGGAAGACUGGUCCAUCUGUCCUCACUGUGAAUUUCCCGCCCUCUACUCGCAGUUAAUCCUGUUACUAGAGAGUGAGACCGUGUGUCCUAUGUGCUCUGAGAGUCUGAGCGUCAAACAGGUGAAGAAGAUCUCUGAUUGCUCCAAAUACCUGCAGAGCGACGAACCGGAUCAGUGACGUCAACACGUAAGCCUAACGUCAACCAAACAGACCAAACAAACCAACAAAAAAAUGUAUAUUUGAUGAAACUGUAUAUUUAAGCUAAAGAUAAUUUGUAAUCACACUUUUGUAUCUAUAAUUGUAUGUCUUACACAGCGCCCCCUAAAGGCCACAGUGGGUAAUUACAUCUUUUUCUGACUUAACCAGCGCAGACCGACAUUACUCUGAUAGAGUUGACUGUUAGCUGAUGCAUGUUUUUAAGACUGUGACACAUAUUACAGCUUUAAACCACAGGAAACAUAAACACUAUCACAAAUGUAGUCCAGUAAGAAAAAGAAAACACCACUGUCACCUGGAGAGAGUCCUGUACUGCUACAAUAACCUGUUUCAUGUUUGUAAAAAAAAUGUUUUUUUAUUAGCCAUGAUGUGAAUGUUGAAUAUAAAACCAGUGAAGAUAAAACAAAAUAUAUUUCUGUACCAGAAUGAGCUUUGUGACUAUAGGAUUAACCUUCAGUAAUUUAUUGUCAUUAAUUUGUAAUAUUUUCACUGAGUCUAUGAUUAAAUAAAAAAAAAAUAAGGAAAGAUGGCAUAAUUUUUUUCCCUGGAGCUCAAGCUGAUGCAUUCAAAUGUCUUUGUUUGUUUAGUUUAAAAUCUACUGUGAUUGAAGUGAAGGUCAGUUCUUGAGAGGCUGAACAUUUUUUGUUGCUCUUGGUUUGAAUACUGAUUUAGUUUGUUCCGAGAUGUUCAUGGUUGUUUCUCAUUCAGGUUUGUAUCUGGCAGCUUUGUGUAAGACAAUUAUUCAUUUCUGUAUCAGAUUAAAUAAUAUAUUUAUACAUAUUUUGAGAUUUAAAGAACUUCUUGACCCCUCACGUUUGUUUUUGUCAGCUACAUUUUCCAAAGCUAAAAGGAACUUUGACUCUCCACGUCUUAUUUUAAUGUUUUAAAGAGACGGCGACAUGAACACUUCACAGGUCACUGGAGAAUUAGAGCCUCAUUUGUCAGUAGCGUUGCUGUAAACAGCCUCAGCAUCAUUUGACACCUUCAGUGAGGACGAAUACUGAGCGAUUGUGUUGUCUGAGAAGAGAUCUAAACAUAACAACCUGUACAAACCAUCCUUAUAACAGUAAACUACACAUAAAACUAAAAAUAAAAAACUCCAAGCCGACACUCAUGAGCAACAUAUUUCUCUAUUACACCUCAUGACAUUUUUUUUUUCCUUUACAAAAUUGCAAUUUACAAGAGACAGAUCCUCGGUUCUAACCGUAGAGCAAAGGCAUCGCUGUAGUAAAAAGUAACAGUCUUCUACGUCAGCGCUAUUUA
Molecule: messenger RNA, 5485 nt
Organism: Mugil cephalus (flathead mullet)
Lineage: Eukaryota; Metazoa; Chordata; Actinopteri; Mugiliformes; Mugilidae
Gene: wdr19
Product: WD repeat domain 19
Exons: 36
Coding region: 134-4183 (1349 amino acids)
Biological process (GO): intraciliary retrograde transport; cilium assembly
Cellular component (GO): intraciliary transport particle A; cilium
Molecular function (GO): protein binding
Source: RefSeq, a predicted model, not a curated record